Messenger RNA from Microdochium trichocladiopsis, 474 nucleotides. RefSeq lists its product as uncharacterized. Lineage: Eukaryota; Fungi; Ascomycota; Sordariomycetes; Xylariales; Microdochiaceae. The transcript has 3 exons. The record is from RefSeq and is a predicted model, not a curated record. The coding region runs from base 1 to 474 and encodes 157 amino acids.
AUGAUGCAGGACGGCUUCGAGCUACGAAAGGGAUCUACCAGACCAUUGGCAGCCUACUGCAACGCUUGCAUCAUCCGGUCCCUGGAAGACGUCGAGAUGCUGGACGACAUCCUGGACGCCUCGGCCGACUCCACCAUCCGUGCGGGCUUCUCCCGCCAGUCGGCAGCAGGACUGGCGACGACGACCGUAGGGAUCCUGGGCACAGCGAACACCAAGCUAGGCGCUGUGGCAGCGAGCACCAACACCAGUACCAGCACGUCUAAAAAGGUUGAUUACUGCGUGACGAUCCUCGAUCGGGGGGACGCGCGCAUCGCCCAGCUGGUCAAGGCAGGUGUACUGCUUAACCAUACUGCAUUCGAGCCAUACACCAAGACGCCCAUCGGACUGUCCAUCGAGACCAAGGACAAGGCCCGCAAGGCGGACGAGGACGACGCCCAGGCACAGAUUGGUGUUUGGAUCUCGGCGCAGUACUAG